Messenger RNA from Synchiropus splendidus (mandarinfish), 4688 nucleotides. It is a transcript of the gene prkcab, whose product is annotated as protein kinase C, alpha, b. The transcript has 18 exons. Gene Ontology annotation, molecular function: zinc ion binding; ATP binding; diacylglycerol-dependent serine/threonine kinase activity. Lineage: Eukaryota; Metazoa; Chordata; Actinopteri; Syngnathiformes; Callionymidae. The record is from RefSeq and is a predicted model, not a curated record. The coding region runs from base 150 to 2192 and encodes 680 amino acids. Gene Ontology annotation, biological process: protein phosphorylation.
CUCUGAAUGAAAAAGAAGCGCUCAGCUGUAGUCCAGUCAGUAGGGAGGCGUGUGUCGGUUCGAAGCCCCUGCAGACUCGGCUGCACUGGCAUCAACCUCACCGUGGUCUUUCCUGACUUGCUGUGGCUGGGUAAUUUUUAUGUAUAGCUAUGGCGGACCAUCUAUUACAUUACAACGACUCGGCUGGCGUUGGGAAUAGAUUUGCCCGCAAAGGUGCUUUGCGGCAGAAGAAUGUGCACGAAGUGAAAAACCACAAAUUUACUGCGAGAUUUUUCAAGCAACCGACCUUCUGCAGCCACUGCACUGACUUCAUAUGGGGCUUUGGAAAACAAGGAUUUCAAUGCCAAGUGUGCUGUUUUGUGGUUCACAAAAGGUGCCAUGAGUUUGUCAGCUUCUCCUGUCCCGGCGCCGACAAGGGUCCUGAUACGGACGACCCUAGAAGCAAACACAAGUUCAAGAUUCACACAUAUGGCAGUCCCACCUUCUGUGAUCACUGCGGUUCGCUGCUCUACGGUCUCAUCCACCAGGGGAUGAAAUGUGACACAUGCGACAUGAACGUACACAAACAGUGUGUGGUCAACGUGCCGAGCUUGUGUGGAACGGACCAUACGGAGCGGCGAGGUCGCCUCUUCCUCAAGAUCGAGGUCAGCGGGGACAGGUUGCAUGUCACAGUGGGUGAAGCCCGGAACUUGAUUCCCAUGGAUCCAAACGGAUUGUCAGACCCGUACGUUAAACUCAAACUCAUCCCAGACCCUAAGAACGAGACCAAACAGAAGACCAGAACCAUCCGGUCGUCUCUAAAUCCUUGUUGGAACGAGUCAUUCACCUUUAAACUCAAAGUGUCAGACAAAGACCGUCGCCUCUCCAUCGAAGUGUGGGACUGGGACAGGACCACCAGAAAUGACUUCAUGGGCUCCAUGUCCUUCGGUGUGUCUGAGCUUAUUAAAGCUCCAACUUGUGGAUGGUACAAGUUGUUGAACCAGGAGGAGGGGGAGUAUUACAAUGUUCCAAUUCCGGAGGUGGACGACAUUGAUCUGGAGCUCCGACAGAAAUUUGAGGCCUGCCAGUUAAAUAUCCACUAUCUGAAGAAGGCCAAGCUCGGCCAUGGUAAGAAAGUCAUCACGCCGUCGGACCAUCGGCGCUUCAGCCUACCCUCCGGUAACGCCGACCGCAUCCGGCUCAGCGACUUCAACUUCCUGGCCCUGCUGGGUAAAGGCAGCUUCGGCAAAGUGAUGCUGGCUGAGAUGAAGUCGACCGAAGAGCUGUACGCCAUCAAGAUCCUGAAGAAAGACGUGGUGAUCCAGGACGACGACGUGGAAUGUACGAUGGUAGAGAAGCGAGUGCUGGCGCAGAGAGACAAGCCGCCCUUCCUCACUCAGCUUCACUCCUGCUUCCAGACUGUGGACCGACUCUACUUUGUGAUGGAGUACAUCAACGGAGGAGACCUGAUGUACCAUAUCCAGCGAAUGGGCAAGUUCAAGGAGCCGCAGGCUGUGUUUUAUGCUGCUGAGAUCGCAGUGGGACUGUUUUUCCUGCACCGAAAAGGCAUCAUUUAUCGGGAUCUGAAGCUGGACAACGUGAUGCUGGACUCUGAAGGCCACAUCAAGAUCGCCGACUUCGGCAUGUGCAAGGAGAACAUGUAUGAGGGGAUGACCACACGCACCUUCUGCGGCACGCCCGACUACAUCGCUCCAGAGAUCAUAGCAUACCAGCCGUAUGGGAAGUCAGUGGACUGGUGGGCUUAUGGAGUCCUGCUGUACGAGAUGCUGGCGGGACAGCCGCCGUUCGAUGGCGAGGACGAGGACGAGCUGUUCCAGUCCAUCAUGGAGCACAACGUGUCCUACCCCAAGUCCAUGUCCAAAGAAGCCGUGUCCAUCUGUAAAGGGCUGAUGACCAAACACCCGUCCAAGCGUCUGGGCUGCGGUCCAGAAGGCGAGCGGGACAUCAGGGAGCAGGCCUUCUUCAGACGCAUCGACUGGGAUCGACUGACCAACAGAGAGAUCCAACCUCCAUUCAAGCCCAAAGUGUGCGGCAAAGGAGCCGAGAACUUCGACAAGUUUUUCACGCGUACGCAGCCAGUGCUGACCCCGCCGGACCAGCUGGUGAUUGCCAACAUCGACCAGAGCGAGUUCGCCGGCUUCUCCUUCAUCAACCCUCAGUUCCUCCACCCGUCGCUGCACAGCGUCGUAUGAGCGGAAGCACAACCGGACGACGGAACCCAAGGCCCCUCUUGCUGUCUACAGACUCUUGUUAACCUCCGCAGUGUUUCGUCGAUAUCUGUGUCCAAACGUGACCGCGGCGGAACCACAGGUUUGGAAGCACACAGCAACUUUAGCAUUCCUGAAAGCUCUAUUUAUUUAGUCCAUCUCCCCAACUUUUUUUUCUAUUUAGAUCUUUUCCUUCUUGUUUUGGCCACUUCUCAGCAAGCACACGAGAACCUGAACAUGUAACCAAGCGCACUCAACCGAAAUAUGAAUUAUUCCCUUCAAUCUUCAUCAAAGAAGCUGCACCAAGCCCAACACUCUUCAUUAAAACUUCAUUAAAACAUAUGUUUUCUGAAGAGCUCUGACUGUUGCAGUGCAUUAUGGGCCUUCAAUGAGAGGUGUUCUGCCCCUUCGUACUCUUCUUCCCCAGUCUGUUCUGGCAGACAGUUGUUAAACAAGUCAAUGAAAUUAGAAUAUUCAUUGCUCAUACCGUGACCUGUCACAAGGGGGCGCUGUCUUGCGCGAACUGUUGAAUAGCUACAAGGGUAAGCCUGUUUAAAGGCAGUUUAAAUAGGAAAAAUAUGUCUUAAACUGCCCAAAUAUGAGCAAAUACUUGCGCAUACACCCUCCAAAAUAUCGAGUGGGUGCCACCAGCAAACGAGCCGCAACAUUUGGUUGAAUUUGCUGAAUGAAGAAAGUGAAUUUCUAUUUCGGUUGAGUGAAUUCUGACUUCAUAUAACAGAGAUGUUGUAAACAGUCGUGCCAAAGUGGAAGGAAACCUGUCGCGCGGCGCAGGGAGUCUGUGUUGCAUGCUUUCCCGCAGUAGACACUAGCUGCUACCACUGUAGAAAAGACCCCCUUACAUACAUACACAUAUAUAUAUAUAUAUAUAUAUAUUUGUCAUUUGUUGGAGAGAAGACAUUCCUUUUUUAAGCCCCUCACCUCCAUGUUUUUGUACAUAAGUUUGGAGAAGCUGAUUUUAUACAACGACCUGAAUGUGCUUUUACUACCGUAGAACCUUUCUGUGUUUAGCCCCGCCUCCUCCCCCGCCCACUCCGGAUGUAUUGUUUUCUAGAGGAUAUGCAGCCUCCUCUGUCGUCUGGUCUCAGGGCCCGUGAUGCUUCGUGGAUUCAUGGGCUGAAUCUCUUCUGCCGUCCGUGGUCGUGUGCAUGCUUGAGGCCUGAUCCAAGCAUGAGGAAGACCCUGCAUGAUACAGACACCCCGCCCACCCUCCCCAAACAUGGAGCAUGAGGUCACGCUCCGACACCUGUGCCCAUCGUUUGUUUGUCAGUCCCUCACAGGUGCCAAACCGAGUCUUCAUGAUGCGUUCAUGGUCCAUUAGAAUUUUUGUUUUAUUUGUUUAAUAAUUACUUAAAUAUCCAUCGACUGAACCCCAAGUUUACGUGUCCAUUUGGAACUGUAUUUAUGAGAUAUUGUCCAAUAAAAAUAUGAAAAGAAAUUGCUAUGGUGUGGAGGGUUCAAGGCAAGUUAUUUAUUUAUUAUUUUAUUUAAGUGAAGCUUUUCACAUUAUAAUAACUAUAAUAUCAGAGCCAACCACUUCAGGUGCCUUAAAUUAAUUUUAAUAAAUCAAUAGAUUACCAUAUAUUACUCAAUUAAAAUGAGUAUUUACAGAAGAAUUAACAAUUUACUUUGGAAAUUGCUUUUUAAGCAGGUAAAGAUGCAAAAUACAAUUUAAUGAAGAGGCAAUGUCAUCAGAUUUAAAUAAAUCAAAAGAAAUUUAAGGAAAUCUAACAAUAUAUGUGUUAUGCAUAACAUUAAAAGGUGGGAUUUUUAGAGGGGAAAAAAUAAGCUGAACAAAAUACUAAAAAGAAAAGAUGAAUGAUCGAGAUUAGAAAUGUUAUGACACUAAGGAGAAUGUGAUGUUACACGACUCAAAUGUUAAGAGCUAAAACGAAUUCAGUGGUGCGUUCAAGGACCUCAGCAAUUCAGAUUAUUGCACAUAAAACAGGUGUAAUGUUGUUUUCUCUGUUGGAUUUUGGAUCGUUCAAAAUAGAAACUAUAUUACUGUUCAUAAACCCGCAAUGUCAAAUAUUUAAUCUGAUGAGUCACGUUCAUAUUAAACAGCAUACAGUCGCACACAAACCGACGCAGGUAUGUGACUAUGAACCAGAGUCCCUGUUUCUUUUUGCUACUUCACUCUGAACAUGGAGUGGAGUUUUUGAGGGUUGAGAAGUUCAUGAUGACACCUGCUGCCGACGCAUCAAAUUUGAUCUGGCUUUUUUUUUGGAGUGAGAACAGUUGACAUGUCUCACAUUGAGAAUCUGUGAAGAGGGAAGUCAAAUUUAGAGUCGAGCUCAACCGAUUUUUGCAGCAAAACUGGCGACACAGGAGACUCAUGUGCGUGUGUGUCGGUUUGGUGGCCCCUCUCUGUUUCCCUCCUCAUUCUUGUUCCUCGGUUUAUUUCUGUAGAAUGGCAAAUACUGUGUAUAAAUAAAGUAUGAGAAGAGUGUGUUUUCUCUUGUC